AUGCAGCUCUUCGGUGACGAGCUUUCCUUCCCUGAUCUACUCCGGGAAGCCAGGGAUGCAUUUUCAAAGCUCCCUAAAGAUGAAGCAUGGAUUCCAUAUCCUAUCAAAAUAAGAUUAGAACAGAUGUUGCAGUCUGCCGAAGUAGCAUCCAAUCUGGACGAGCUAAACACUAUCCUUGGCCAGAAUGACCAGUUUGAUGUCAUUGUGUUGAAAAUGGCACUAGAGAUUCUCCCCGUUCACUUGCGUUCUCUGACGAAUGAAAUUGAUAAAGACGCGGCUCCUGCUGAAGAAGCCCCAUACGCAGAGCAGACUCUUGAAGAAGCCCCAUACGCAGAGCAGACUCUUGAAGAACCUACCUACAAAGAGCCAACUCCUGAAGAAGCUCCGUGCGAGGAGGAGAUUCCCUCCGGAACUAUCCGGACUUACGUAGUUAGGGUCUCGCCUGCAGACUUUGCGUUAUAUAAAGAGUGGGAAAAUCUAAGUUAUUCAAAGAAGAAAAUACUGCUCAAGAAGAGCAAGCCUUAUCAAUCUUUGUGGCCUGAGGAAUUUUGA
Talaromyces atroroseus is the source of this 552-nucleotide messenger RNA. RefSeq lists its product as hypothetical. The record is from RefSeq and is a predicted model, not a curated record. Bases 1 to 552 code for a protein of 183 amino acids. NCBI's taxonomy places the organism in Eukaryota, Fungi, Ascomycota, Eurotiomycetes, Eurotiales, Trichocomaceae. The transcript is spliced from 2 exons.